This is a messenger RNA of Eubalaena glacialis (North Atlantic right whale), 1194 nucleotides long. RefSeq names its product GDNF family receptor alpha like (gene GFRAL). Gene Ontology annotation, cellular component: external side of plasma membrane; signaling receptor complex. Lineage: Eukaryota; Metazoa; Chordata; Mammalia; Artiodactyla; Balaenidae. The record is from RefSeq and is a predicted model, not a curated record. Gene Ontology annotation, biological process: nervous system development. Gene Ontology annotation, molecular function: signaling receptor activity.
AUGAUAGUCUUCAUUUUCUUCGCUGUGGGGCUAUGCUUGGACAAUGAGUCCACUUCCCAAACCAUUGAUUGUACCUAUUUAAGAGAACUCUGCCUAAGUGAUGCAGAUGGAUGUAAACAUGCCUGGAGAAUAAUGGAAGAUGCCUGCAAUGUAUCAGAUCCAGGCAACCCCUGCCAGAUGAAGGAUUCAUCCAGCUGUAAUUUAAGUAUCCGGUCUUUAGCAGAAAGCAAUUUCCAAUUUAAAAAUUGUCUCUGCUCUGAUGACCUCUACUGUACCAUUAAGAAAUUGCUUGGAAAAAAAUGCAUCAACAAAUCAGAUAACAUGAAAGAGGAUAAUAAAUUCAAGUGGAAUCUAACUACUCUUUCCUAUCAUGGAAUCAGAGGGAUCAGGUCCUGUUUGGAAGUGGCGAAGGAGUGUGUGGCGGAUGUGCUCUGUAACACACAGUUGGCCCUUUACCUGAAAGCUUGCUCAGCAAAUGGAAACCUGUGUGAUGUGAAACACUGCCAAGCAGCCAUCCAGUUCUUCUAUCAAAAUAUGCCUUUUAACACUGCCCAGAUGUUGGCUUUUUGUGACUGUGCUCCCUCUGAUGUACCUUGUCAGCAGUCCAGAGAAGCUCUUCACAGCAAGCCAUGUGCAGUGAACAGAGUUCCAGCCCCAACUUGCCUCGAUAUAAUUCACAGCUGCCAAAAUGAUGAAUUAUGCAGGAGGCGCUAUAGAACAUUCCAGGCAAAGUGCUGGCAGCGUGUGAUAAGAAAGUGCCAUGAGGAUGAGACCUGCAUCAGCACCUUAAGCAAGCAAGACCUCACUUGCUCCGGAAGUAAUGACUGCAAAGCAGCUUACAUUGGUACCCUUGGGACAGUCCUUCAAGUGCAGUGCACAUGUAGGACCACUACCCAAAGUGAAGAAUCCUUGUGCAAGAUUUUCCAGCAUAUGCUUCAUAGAAAAUCAUGUUUCAAUUAUCUGACCCUGCAUAAUGUCAAAGGCAUUGCAUUGCAUAAAGGAAAACAUGCAAAGGGAAUAACUCUCAGCGGAUUUCAUUCCCCCUUCAAUGAAGUCAUCUAUACUGUCAUGUGCAUGACAGUCAUCUGUGGAAUUCUUCUCUUGGUGAUGGCCAAACUGAGAACCUUCAGAAUAUCAAGUAAAACAAGAGACCCUUCACCAAUCCAAAUACCUGGAGGACUCAUGAUUCAUUGA